GCUUACAGACUGCUGUGGAACACUGAAGACUAAUCAUGAGCACAAACUGCUUGUCCAAAAAUAAUCAUCUCCUCAAAGGAGACUUCCUGGUGUCCAACAACAAGCAGUAUAAGGCUAUUUUUCAGGAUGACGGUAACUUUGUCAUCUACGCCUGGAGGCCUGUGUGGGCUUCAGACACUUGCGGAUCAGACGCUUUCCGCCUGAUCAUGCAGGAAGACUGCAACCUAGUCAUGUACAACAAGUGUGGCACACCUAGGUGGCACACAAACUCCGUCAGACCCAGCUGCAACGUAUGCCGUCUUCAUCUGACCGAUGACGGCAAACUGGUGGUGUAUAGAGAGUCUGAAGAAAUCUGGAACUCUGCAGUGUCCAAAGGCAUGAAGUGAUGCUGCUGAAGUCAUACGUGAAACCAUUUUUUCACAUCACUUUGAGUUUCAUGUAAACCUUCAGCUGUGCUAAUCAAACCACAGUGUUCACAGUGCA
Molecule: messenger RNA, 483 nt
Organism: Archocentrus centrarchus (flier cichlid)
Lineage: Eukaryota; Metazoa; Chordata; Actinopteri; Cichliformes; Cichlidae
Product: mannose-specific lectin-like
Exons: 3
Coding region: 36-386 (116 amino acids)
Source: RefSeq, a predicted model, not a curated record